This is a messenger RNA of Schistocerca americana (American grasshopper), 441 nucleotides long. RefSeq lists its product as uncharacterized. The transcript has 3 exons. The coding region runs from base 4 to 441 and encodes 145 amino acids. The record is from RefSeq and is a predicted model, not a curated record. NCBI's taxonomy places the organism in Eukaryota, Metazoa, Arthropoda, Insecta, Orthoptera, Acrididae.
GCCAUGAAGCCGCUGCCGCUCACGGCUUUGGUCGUCACUUUACUGGCGGCGGUGAGUGUAGCGGAAGAUGUGUCUUCAAUUGAUGUCAGCAAUAUGGUGAGCCUAACAACGGAGAAGCCCACAGGCCCGGAGAAAAUGCCUGGCGAGUGGGUGGAGCGCACUAUGUGGAAGAUGCGCUGGGUGCGCGAGUGGCGCCAGAAGAUGAUCUGGGUGCCAGUCUGGAAGAAGGUGUGGGGGCCGAUGCACAUCCGCGAGUGGGUGCCCAUGCCGCGCGCGCCGCCGCAGAUGGCCGUCUCCUGGAAGCAGCUGCACAACGUCAACGCCGAAGACGCCGAGGUCGGCGACAAUGCCGUCUACGACCAGCAGCCGCAGCAGCAGCAGCAGGUGCCGACCAAGAGGUCUCUACCCAGGCCCGUACUCGUCGCCAGGACCGGCAAGUGA